Symbiodinium natans is the source of this 1617-nucleotide messenger RNA. Lineage: Eukaryota; Dinophyceae; Suessiales; Symbiodiniaceae. The record is from the annotation of a GenBank genome assembly.
AUGGUGGCAGGUGGUUUUGCCACAUUUUGCAGGUUAUACCUCAUUGAAACGGCCAUUGAAAGAAUUGCUUUCCGUCUGCGCCGCGAGUUCUUUUGGGCACUUAUACAACGGCCGAUCUCCUUCUUCGAUGCAAACAAAACCGGCGAGCUGGUGAACCGCCUUGGCAACGACAUCACCAUGACGAGCCGGGUUCUCGUCGAUGCAUCGGCCGGGAUCCGAAGCUGCAUCACUGCGCUAGCAUCCACUAGCCAAGGCAUGGUUUUCCAGCUGGCGCCAACGGAGAUGAUCCUGGGCUUUCUAUCGCCGGUCGCUGCACUCUUUGUCGUUGGUUUCGGGUACGGCCGUGUUGUUCGCCGCAUUGCAGAGAAGCGGCAGCAAAGACUGGCAGAAGCGGUCCAGCGUGCGGAAGAGCGGUUGGGUGGAAUUCGGACGGUGAGGACUUUCAACGCUGAGAAGUCAGAGCUGGCUGGCUUCGAGAAGAUGCUGGACUCAGUUUAUGAAGCUGGUUGGCAGAAUGCUCUCGCGACUGGGGGCCUCGCCUGUUUCUUUGUUACCGGCGGUGGACUGUUCCUGAUACACAUAAUCUACAAUUGUGGGCUGAUGGUGACGAGCGGUGUGGUCAGCAUUGGGACGACAGUCAGCCUCGCCAUGUACUGCUUCAUGGCGGGUUCAGCAUACACCGGGAUCAUGACAUCGUAUGGAGACAUACAGAAAUGCCUUGGAUCUUGUCAGAAGGUGUUGGAGAUCCUGUCGGCUCACGGUUCUAUGGAUGCAAGGCCCAUGCUGACAGAGAGCAUCAGGAAUGCAGUCUCCGCUUCGCAUCCGUCGCAUCCGUCACAUCCGUUGCACCCACCCCUGGCUGUGAAGUUUGAGAACGUCCACUUCACUUAUCCCACAAGGCCGACUCCGGUGCUCCAAGGCUUAAAUCUGGACAUUCCUGCUGGGGCGCGUGUGGCACUCCUUGGGAGAAGUGGCUCCGGAAAGUCCACUGUCGCUUUGCUGCUUGCUGGCCUCUAUCCACCCAGCGAAGGCAAAGUGAUCGUAGACGAUCGCGACAUGUAUGCUGAUGAAGAGACAGCAUUCUGGGUGCGCUCGCAGCUUGGUGUAAUCAGCCAGGAGCCAACACUCUUCGCACUCACCAUCCGAGAAAAUGUUGAAUAUGGAGAUGAGACUCAGCUGACUGAACAAACUGUUCUCGAGUCGAUAGCUGCGGCACAUGUGAAUGAGUUUGCGGAUCAUCUGCCGCUUGGCUUGGACACCCCUGCCGGAGAGCGGGGUCAGGCCCUGAGCGGAGGUCAGAAGCAGCGAGUUUGCAUCGCACGCGCCUUGGCACGCCGGCCAAGAAUGCUCGUGUUCGAUGAGGCAACAUCAGCCCUGGACCUUCGCUCCGAACGUCUGGUGCACAAAGCCUUGAAAGAAGUCUUAUCGUCCGGAGACUGCACGUGUCUCGUCAUCACGCACCGGAUGAGCGCUCUGGAAUGGUGCGAUCAUGUGGCCGUUGUGCACGAAGGAAGAGUGGUUCAGUAUGGUAAGAAGAGCGAAGUCUUGAAGAAUCCAUGUGCUGCCUUGGAGAGCAUUCUCAGAAAAGAUGAUCUUCUUCUCAAUGAGGAGACCUGA